UUCCUUGCACAUGGGCGCCAAUUCAAGUGGGGACACCUUGUCAAAGCAUGCAUUCAGACCUCGAAACCAAGCAAUCAGACCUAGGUCUUGCAUGCAUGUCCCUAUGAAGGCGCCAAUUUGAAUGGCGACCCCUCUUAAAGGUUGUACAUGGUCGCCAAUUCAAGUGGAGACACCAUGCAAGCACAACUUUUCAUGCUCCCAUCCAUUUGCCUAUAAAUACACCCACUCCAUCAACACUUCUUCCACACCAUCACUCUCACUACUUCUUCUACAAUUUCAUCUGCAACAACUUCUUGUAGUUUCAUCUACACCAACCCCCGACAAAAUGUCUAUCCUCACAAUGGGCGAAUCACAUAGAGAACGGUUGCAAACAUCGCAACAUAUGAUUUAUCAAGGUUCGGAACUCGGGUCCACGAAUAUGUCCAUAUGGACCUGAUGAUUCAACCUUAUGUUGAACUCGUCGGUUUUGGUCAUAUAAGCAAGAUUUUGUCUUGGUCCAUAGAUAACAAAUUCAUUCUAACUUUAUGCGAAAGAUGGAGACCAGAGACACACACAUUUUGGUUCCCAACCGGUGAGUGUACCGUGACGUUGGAAGACGUCUACAUGCUUUUGGGACUGCCCAUUGAAGGUAAGGCUGUUAAUGGUAAAACCAACUAUGCAAAUUCAAUUUGCAUGGAUCUCUUGGAGACUGAUUUGUUAGAUGAUAACACAAGAGGUCAAGGUAUACUACUUUCACGCCUUAAAUCGUACUAUAAUAGUUUAUACUUAGAUGGGCAUUCUACCGAAGAUGCUCGAAUAAUAAAAACUAGGUGUUACAUUAUGCUGUUAAUUGACUCGUUUUUAUUUCCCGAAGGUAGUGGUUCUAGCAUGCAUAUUAUGUAUUUACCUUUACUUAGACAUGUAGAUAGAAUAGGAAGUUACAGUUGGGGAUCUGCUUGUCUAGCCUAUCUCUAUAGCUCCUUGUGCAAAAACUCACACAAAGACACAUCUUUAUUUUUUGGAUGUGUUGUUUUGCUACAAGCAUGUGGUUGGUCAAGACUACCGUCCCUAGCACCCGUCAACAACAACCCUUUCACAUUUCCGUAUGCACAAAAAUGGUUUGCACGUGGUAUGAGUUACAACAGAUGUCCAAGACACUGUAUUACUCAGUAUCGCAACCUGUUGGAUCACCUUCGACCGACAGACUUUAUUUGGCGUUCAUAACUUAAUUUGGAUCAUGACCAUCAAGUCAACGCUGAAGACGCGGUCGUAUGGACUGCAUGCACACCGAUAAUACGGUUCACAACUAUGGAGAUGCACAAUAGUGAUCGUGUGAAGCUGCAGUUCGGUAUGCCCCAAAAUAUCCCAGAUCCCCCAGCUAGCCUAGGAGAAUGACAUUUGCACAAAGUUAACGACCAAUGGAAUUUCAAUCCAUGGCAAAGCUUCGCAAGAUCGGAGUGUCGCAAAUGGAAGCACCGUCAUGACCAUGUGUUAACUGACGCAGUCAUGCCAACUGAAGAAAAACCAAGUCGUACUUAUAUGGCUUGGUACAAAUCGAUUGGUUUUCAGUUCAUCGCCGAGGAUAUGUACUUGUACGACCCACGCCAGAUGACUUACACACCUGACACCUCAACAUCAAACCCCCAACAAUAUCGUCAGACCGGAUACACACAACCCCCUGUCCGUCAAACGUUCCGUUCAACCAACACACAUACAACCAAAACAUUCCAUACACCCAACCCCAAUACCAAGAGCAUACCUCAUACCACCAACAACAAAUUGACCAUCAACCUAAGACUCAACAUCGCUUCGCACCCACACCACCACCCUACCAAAGCCUCAUAAGCCAGAACACCCAACGAUCAUUCAACACCAACCGCCCCUCCUCCUACUGUAGCCAAGAAGCCCAAACCUCACAAAACCAAAACAUCCAACAACCAUAUCUCUACCAAACACCCCAACAACCUUUCCAACCUUUCCUCGACGCAUCGUUCACACUCAUGUCUCCCUUCAACCGUCUCGGUCGCCCAUCAAUGAGUCAACCACAUCCCAACUUCUCUGGCAUGGGUUUUGAGCUCAGCUACGGCGGUACACCAUCGAUGCAUACUGAAGACUAUGCCGACUUGUCUGACUACCUCAACAGACCUUCUCAUGUAGUUGGCAGUGACGCUCCUGGCCCCUCAGAUGCUCAAACACCGGUACUGAAUCAUUAACGUGGGUUAGGACCACGGGUUAGGGUAGCUAGAGGAUGUGGGACCGGAGGUCGGUUAGGUGAUCCCGAUCAUCACCAUUAGGUUUCUUUGUGUAAACGACAAAUUUUAUUAAUAUCAAUUGGUCCUAUAUCAAAUUUAUCUAUCACGUAUACCAUUUACAAAAAAAAAUGCAUUUUAGGAGGAGUCUCCAAAUGAAUUGACGCAUCCUCUUAAGCCCUACACAUGGCCGCCAAUUGGAUUGGCUAGGGCAGCUUUUUAAGAGGAGUCUCCAAUUCAAUUGGUGACUCCUCCUAAAAGUGGGGUAGUUUGGGAUUUUUUUUAAACCAGAGGUAUUUUGGGAAUUUUCUUGAAAAAUUGCGUUAUUUUCGUACAAAAUUCUUUCUUUUGAAGCAUUUUUGGUGAAGAUAAACUUAAUUUGAGAGUUGGAGGAGAAAAAAAAGAGAGGAGAAAACACACAUGGAGAGGAAAUGCUGAAGCAUUUCUUAAAUAAAUUAUUUAGAGUUGACAAACUUUUGAGUAGCUAUUGUGUAUAGUCAAAAAUCACUUUGGUUGACAUAAUAUGUUAAAUGAGUUUAUACGUUAAAUGAGUUUGUAUCUCAUCCUAAAAGUUAAUUCAAUAUCUCAUUCAAAAAGCUAAUUCAAUAGAUGAACUUGUCCAAACACAUAUUUAUACAUCUAAUAGCCCUUUCGAGCAAUGUGGGACAUUGAACAUACUUCAAAGAACUUUAAUAUCCACUUUGACGUCUGGCGUGGGCAUGACAUUCUCAUGUCGUACUUAAUCCAACUCUUAUACAAAGUUAAAUACAUUUCUUAGAAAAUUAAGAAACAAUAUAUUAUAUCAUGCUCUUUCAUGAAAGUUGAGUGUUGUGUUAUGACAUUCACCACUACUAAAAUAGUUUGGUU
This is a messenger RNA of Lathyrus oleraceus (garden pea), 3095 nucleotides long. RefSeq names its product protein MAIN-LIKE 2-like. The coding region runs from base 427 to 1203 and encodes 258 amino acids. Gene Ontology annotation, biological process: meristem maintenance; meristem development. The record is from RefSeq and is a predicted model, not a curated record. NCBI's taxonomy places the organism in Eukaryota, Viridiplantae, Streptophyta, Magnoliopsida, Fabales, Fabaceae. The transcript has 4 exons.